UCUGCUUUAUACGGUCGUCCCGGUCUCCUCGCCGAUCAAGAAAGCGGUGGGGGAAGCAAGAUGAUGCAGAGCCACGCGAGCCCGAUCCCACCAUCUCCGGCCAGACUCGGCAUCACCGCCACAUCCCCCUCCCUCCCCCCCAACCCCAUCCCAAACCCUACUCCUAACCCUAACCCUAAACCUUCCCCGCCAUCCUCCUCCUCGGCUGCCGGUCAGUACACCGCCGCCACCUCCUCCGCCCUACUCUCCCUUCUCCCCCCGCUCCCCCGUGCCCAGGCCAUCCUCCCCCAGAUGGCUGCCCUCGCCUCCAAGCUCUUCGACCUCUCCCCCCACCGCUCCAUCUGGCUCGCCUCCUACCGUGGCAACCCCCCCAACUUCUCCAAAGAGCUCAACUCUUCCGCCGCCGCCGCCACCGCCACCGCCACCGCUACUCCCGUCCCUGCCUCCACCAAGGAUCUCAUCUCGCUCUUUACCACUCUGCAGACCCAGCUCUUCGAGGCCGUCGCCGAGCUCCAGGAGAUCCUCGAUCUCCAGGACGCCCGAGUCAAGGUCGCCCGCGAGAUCCGCGCUAAAGACUCCGCUCUCCUCUCCUUCACCAAGAAGAUCCGAGAAGCCGAGCAGGUCCUCGACCACCUCAUCGACGACUACUCCAACUACCGCCGUGAUCCCAAGCGCCCCAGAAUUGAACAAGAUGACGAAUCCAAUUACUCCAUGUCUCUCCACUCUUCAUUGGAUUUGGAGGAGAUCUUGUCCUACGCCCACCGGAUUAGCUAUACUACCUUCGCCCCGCCGGAACAUGGGGCAGGGCUCGCCCCGCUCCGUGGGGCCCUGCCACCAGCACCGCAGGAUAAUGAGAUGCGGGCAUCACAGCUGUAUCACUUUGCUGACCUUGAUGUCGGGCUGCCGAAGAAGGCAGCACCGGAGGCGAAGGAGAGGGCGGCAGCUGAUGCUGUCACGGAGAUCCUAUUGCAGCCAACUCCACCAAGGGAGGAUGUGCCCGUGGCAAUGCUGCCACCUUUGCUGCCUAUUGCAGUGCCACCCGGAUGGAGGAAGGGAAUGCCGGUGGAGUUACCAAGUGAACUCCCACCUGUUCCUCCUGGAUGGAAGCCUGGGGAUCCAGUUACAUUGCCAUUGGAUGGAGUUAUGGUUGGUAAUAAAGGGGAUGAACAACAGAUGCCGGGUGUUCCUGGAGUGCUGGUGGGGCAGCCAAAGGCACCAGAGGCAAUACAGGUCAAGUAUGUGCAGCUUGAUAUCAAUCCGGAUCAGGAUGAUUAUAGUAGUGACUAUAGCAGUGAAGUGGGAAGCUCAGAGGAAGAUGAGGACUGAAAAUUUGUGGUAAAACUUCAUGUUUUGCUUGUUCUCAUGGGUUAGGGAUUUCAGCUGCCAUCUGCCUCUGGAAUUUCAUGCUUUUUGUAUUUUUCUUUAACAUGUUUUUUGGGCUUAAAUCUGUAGUAACUUACUUAAUGUGCCAAAUUCCUUCUUCGGUAUUGAAGAACCUUUUUUUCA
Musa acuminata AAA Group (dessert banana) is the source of this 1506-nucleotide messenger RNA. Its product is annotated as mediator of RNA polymerase II transcription subunit 4-like. Bases 61 to 1326 code for a protein of 421 amino acids. Gene Ontology annotation, molecular function: transcription coregulator activity. The transcript has a single exon. Gene Ontology annotation, cellular component: core mediator complex; mediator complex. Gene Ontology annotation, biological process: regulation of transcription by RNA polymerase II. The record is from RefSeq and is a predicted model, not a curated record. Lineage: Eukaryota; Viridiplantae; Streptophyta; Magnoliopsida; Zingiberales; Musaceae.